This is a messenger RNA of Acinonyx jubatus (cheetah), 7095 nucleotides long. RefSeq names its product erythrocyte membrane protein band 4.1 like 5 (gene EPB41L5). The record is from RefSeq and is a predicted model, not a curated record. The coding region runs from base 209 to 2482 and encodes 757 amino acids. Gene Ontology annotation, molecular function: cytoskeletal protein binding. The transcript has 25 exons. NCBI's taxonomy places the organism in Eukaryota, Metazoa, Chordata, Mammalia, Carnivora, Felidae. Gene Ontology annotation, cellular component: cytoskeleton.
UCGUGGGACCCGUUCCGGCCCGCGCCUGGGCUCCGUGCUCGCGGCCUCGCCUCGGGACCUCGCCUCCGGCCGCCGCUGCUUCCCCAGCCGGCCGGCAAAAUAUUAAACCUGCUGGGAGGGGAGGGGCGGCGGCGGCCAAUCGGGCCCGGCCGCUGAGUUUCGGGCGAUACCGUGAGCCGCAGCCGGGAGUCCGGGGCAAGGCCGGUUAAUGUGUGCCGGCUCAAUCCCUGCCCGGUCCCGACUCCCUAGUGAGUGGCUGAGGGUCGCCCUUCACCUGACAAAAAUGCUGAGCUUCUUCCGUAGAACACUUGGGCGUCGGUCAAUGCGUAAACAUGCUGAGAAGGAACGACUCCGAGAAGCUCAACGAGCUUCCACGCACAUUCCUGCAGCUGGAGACUCUAAGUCCAUCAUCACAUGUCGGGUGUCUCUUCUGGAUGGUACUGAUGUUAGUGUGGACUUGCCGAAAAAAGCCAAAGGACAAGAGCUCUUUGAUCAGAUAAUGUACCACUUGGACCUUAUUGAAAGUGACUAUUUUGGACUGAGAUUUAUGGAUUCUGCACAAGUAGCACACUGGUUAGAUGGUACAAAGAGCAUCAAAAAGCAAGUAAAAAUUGGUUCACCCUAUUGUCUGCAUCUUCGAGUUAAGUUUUAUUCCUCAGAACCAAAUAAUCUUCGUGAAGAGCUAACCCGGUAUUUAUUUGUUCUUCAGUUAAAACAAGAUAUUCUCAGUGGAAAAUUAGAGUGUCCCUUUGAUACAGCAGUUCAGCUGGCAGCUUAUAAUCUGCAAGCUGAACUUGGUGACUAUGAUCUUGCUGAGCAUAGUCCUGAACUUGUGUCGGAGUUCAGGUUCGUGCCCAUUCAGACUGAAGAGAUGGAGCUGGCUAUUUUUGAGAAAUGGAAGGAAUACAGAGGUCAGACACCAGCACAAGCUGAAACCAAUUAUCUGAAUAAAGCCAAAUGGUUAGAAAUGUAUGGGGUUGAUAUGCAUGUGGUCAAGGCUAGAGAUGGAAAUGACUAUAGCUUGGGACUGACCCCAACAGGAGUCCUUGUUUUUGAAGGAGAGACCAAAAUUGGCCUAUUUUUUUGGCCCAAGAUAACCAGGUUGGAUUUUAAGAAGAAUAAAUUAACCCUGGUGGUUGUAGAAGAUGAUGAUCAGGGCAAAGAGCAGGAGCAUACAUUUGUCUUUAGAUUGGAUCAUCCAAAAGCGUGCAAACAUUUAUGGAAAUGUGCUGUGGAACAUCAUGCCUUCUUUCGCCUCCGAGGCCCAGUCCAAAAGAGUUCUCAUCGAUCGGGAUUUAUUCGACUAGGAUCACGAUUUAGAUAUAGUGGGAAAACUGAGUAUCAGACCACAAAAACCAAUAAAGCAAGAAGAUCAACAUCCUUUGAAAGAAGACCCAGCAAACGAUAUUCUCGACGAACUCUACAAAUGAAAGCAAGUACAGCAAAACCUGAAGAAUUCAGUGUUCACAAUAAUGUUUCCGCUCAGAGUAAUGGCUCCCAACAGGCUUGGGCUGUGAAAUCUACUCUACCUGUGGUUCCUUCUGUUCCCUCUGGUCCUGUGCUGGCAGAGAUAGAGAAUCUUCCAAGGAAUCCUGGAACAGACCAGCAUGACAGGAAAUGCUUGCCUCUGAAUAUUGAUUUGCUAGAUAGUCCAGACUUAAUGGAAACAACCAUUGAUGAUCUAAUUGGGGCACCUGACACUCUGGAAACACCCCAAGUGCCAGAUGAAGUUAACACAGUCACCGGGCAAACUGGAUUAGAGGAACCUAAAGAGGAGUGCGAGACAUUAAAAGAUGCCUCAGAGAAGCUCAGACACCUUGAGUUGGAAAGCAGUCUAUUGCCGUCCUCCCGUCCCAGCGUUGAUGUCAACAUCAACAACCAGGAGGAGGUGGUGAAGUUGACUGAGAAAUGUCUUAAUAAUGCCAUUGAGAGCCCAGGAUUGAAUGCCAGGAGAGUUCCUCCUGACUUGAAGAGUAACAUUUUGAAGGCUCAAGUAGAAGCAGUGCAUAAGGUUACAAGAGAAGAUAGCUUAUUAAGUCAUAAAAACGCACAUGCUCAGGAUGCUGCCACAAACAGUGCUGUAUUAAAUGAGAAUAAUGUGCCCCUUCCUGAAGAUUCUCUUGCUCUGAUGCAUACCACACCUGCAGCAAAUGGUUCUGUUCUUAAGGAUGCUACAGAUGAAUUGGAUGCCUUGCUUUUAUCUCUGACUGAGAAUCUAAUUGACCACACAAUCACACCUCAGGUAUCUUCAACAUCCAUGAUCACACCACGGUGGAUUGUGCCGCAGAGCCGUGUUCUUUCUGAUGGACUGGCAGGAAGCGUGCCGUCCUUGGCGGGGAAGGAGGGACAUGGUAAUAGAGAAGCAGCCUCGCUGAUUUCUGCCCCGGCACCAUUCUUGGUGGAUGCUGUGACCAGCUCUGUUCCAACGUUGGCCGAAGAAGCCAUCUUGAAACAGAAGUGUUUACUGACUACUGAGCUCUGAGGGUUUGGCUCCUUCUCACUUAUAACUGGAAUGCCCAGCACUCUGCAGCUGUCCGUCCUGGAAUCAAUUUCCGCUGGAAUGUGUUGGGUUCAGGAGCUUGUCCUUACUUGUGAGUUAAAAAAGCUCACCUAGAUUAGACUUCAACUCAAUGAAAAACAUUUUCCGUCCAACUGGAAGGGCUUAAUUACACUACGUAUUUGAUCAAAUGAGGGUAUCUACCUAUAAUUGUAUUGAAGUUGUCAAUUCUUGAAACGAGAAUUACUUUCUCUGUGGUUUCCUUCAAACUCUUGGCUCCAUCUAGUGGGUGUAAUUGUUCAUAACCCUUCCAUAACCAGAGGUCUCUGGUAGUCAGUAAUAGCCUUUUGAAUGUUACUUCUCUCCCUAGUAUCAGGAUAAGUGUCCUUGAUCUGAAUGCCUGUUAGAGAAGUUGCCCUUAUCCAUUGAAUACCUAGAAAUCAGGAAUUUAGGAAAUUAAUGAGGGCAUUAUGUAGGUAGAUUAAGGCCUAGCUUGUUUACAGUUAUUACAGUACUAAAAAGAAGUUUAGAAUACAGAAGGUUUCCAGAUGUCUCCCAUACUUUUAACAUCUUACUGGACUGGCUAUCUUAAUACUCCCAAGUUUACAUUAAGGUGAAGAUAAACUGUGUGUAUUUUGCGUCAUAUAUUUUUUUUUUUUUCCAGCCCUGCUUCCCUAUAGGAAACACUCACAUGCACCACACACAUAGACUGUAACUUUUCAGCCUGGACGGAGAUAGCAGUCACUUCCCCACACUUCUACCAGUUUGGACAUAGACUUCAUUUCCUUUUAAUAUGGGCUAAAUAAAGUUAGAACUCAUCAACUAAAGACAAUGAAACAAAACAAAAAUACCAGGACAGAAAUGGUGAAUCAGGGAGUAGGGGGAUUUUGUUUCUUGAACACCUACCAUGUCUGAAACUACUGUGCAUACUGGAAGAACUCCUAUCUCACCUUAUGUUAGGAAUUUUGUGUUAAUUUUAAAAAGUUUCUAGAAGUUCCUCGUCACUUUUGGUACACAAAAAAAUUCUGGAUAUUAAAGUAGUACAUGCUCAUACAGAAAAUAACGAAGAUGCAAAAAUAACCACUUGCAAUUCCAGCAUCCAGAAAAACACUAUUAUUUUGGCUUUAAAACUUAAGAAUUCCCAGUUGCUACUGGGAAUGAGGAUAGUGUGGAAACCAUCUUGGUAUAGUUGUUAAUCCCUGUGAUCAAGGAUUGAUAUCAAACUGUACCUCCUGGAAUUUGAUGUUUAGUUUUCUGCCCUGUAUUAUGUAUAUAAUUGAGUGUUAAUUUAUGUUGCUCAGCAUAAAAGAACAUCCAGUUUUGUGACCUUUAAAACUCUGUGGUGUGGGCUGUCCUGGGUUCCCUGUAGCACAGUCAUGUGCUCAGGCAAACAUGUGCUACUGUCUGACUGGAAAGAUCAGGAAUUUUAAUCUUGUGGUGUUUCCCAGGGAGCUGUAGAGUUUGGAAACCACUUUUGCACGGAACAACUUUGGUGAAGGAAAGAAAGUUGGCGCUUCUUGCUGGCUUCCUCCUCUUAGCCAUUGUGCUAAGCUUGUGAAUUUCGUUGGUGGAGCUCUUGCCAAUUCUUAAUUGUAAGACACAUUUUCUCGCAGCUGUAAGUGACCGCUAGAACCAGGGGCCUAGCCGGGGACAUGCUGGACUGGCCAUCAGAUUUCUAGUGUGCUGACAGUGCUAGAAGUACUGAAAGGUUCAAGUUGUGCCUGUAACUGCGGUACGGAACAGCUAAGGCAUUACUAGCUUGGAAGGCCUCAACUUCCCAGCCAGUUUAGGAGCGAGCACCAGCCUCAUUUUAAACUGUUUAAAAUUGAGGAAUAAGUUGUUAAAAAUAGUCUAUAACCUCUGUGUCUUCAGGUACCUGUAUUCUUGCUGGUUAGAAUAUUGAUAAAGACUUCCUUAAACUAUAUUUAAACCUCAAGCUAAAUUUUGUCUUCUGUCCUGGCAUGAAGUGGUAAACAUGGAAGUUUAUACUUUCAUGAUGACUUAGCCCUGACAGUGUAGGUGCCUGUCAAGUAGAAUAACUUCCCUGUCACGUCUGCUGCUGCUGCCUUCCCCAGAGUUGCUGUGACGGCGAUCUCGUUCUGCUUAUCUGAGAGUGGAGGGGAGAGAACUGCAGGGCUCAGGAUAUCUGUGAAUGUGUCCGAGAGGGAAGGGGAAGGUCCGUCUCUGUGAUGAGAGAGAAGCAUAUAUGUGUGGGUCAGUGAAGAAUAUGAGCAGAGGAAGGGAUUUGAGGUGAUGCUGGAUAAGAAGGCAGGCUGGUUACAGCUAUGGUGGCACUGCCCGCCGGUGACCUUCAGGGCUCAGUCUUCCACUGCAAAAGAUUAAAACCCACCUGCACAUCUGAAUCCUCGGAUAAACUAACUGAAGCUCGGAUCCUCAGGUGAGCUCAAAGAGCCCCAGUGGCUGUUCCCAAUGACAGCUGGGUGGGCAGGAAGUUUUUCUCUAUCUAGAAUGAGGUUCCCAUGCACCUUAGUAAAUACAGCUAAAAAGAAAUACUGGCAACGUUACAAUUAUGUGAACAUGUUUGAAAAGAGAGCAAGAACAAUAGUUGAUUUGAGCGCUCCAGCUAGAAAGCUGUUAGUGUUCUUCCCUUGGAAAGUAGCUCGGAGGUGAUUUAGAGCUGAGAUAACAGACCCAGAUUGGCAACAAAUAACAGGAGGCUGUUAGCCACAGGCUCAGCUUCUCUGUGGUCACUUUCUUCCCAGAGUUUCCAGUUCCACCCUGGACUCCAGUAACUCAUUAGGGUCAGCCAUGAAGGCACUUGUGACUGGGAGCGGAGGGGCCGGCGCCGAGAGGGUGGCAGGCCUUCUUGUGUUGUCCUGAGGCGUCUCGAGGGGCUGAGGGGCUCCCCGAGACUGGGUUGCAGCCGCUGCUCCGUCUCCGGGCUUGCCGUGUAUCCCGCCCCAGAGACACAGUACAGAGCCAUGCAGCAGGUGCCUGCUGCCGGCCUUGGGGGAGCAGAAAGGACAGGAAUCUCAAGUCAGGCCAUGUGACAGUCCGGGCAGGGAAGGGAGAGGUGGUUUGGGGGCUUAAAAUCAGAUUGUAGGCUUCAGCUUUCUGCCCUCAACUCUUCUUCGGAACUUGUAAAGUGAUAAAUGAGACCCUGUUUCUCCCUGCUGUCACAGUAGCACUCUUGGAGACACUGGAAGGGGGCACCGUUCUCCCGCGCCUGCCCUUCUAGAAGCGCUGCUGAGUAAAGGAAUGAGCAGAUUCCUUUGAGCUUGAUAAAUUCAGACAUUCCCUGAGCAGCUUUCUUAAGAUGUUUAUAUUGUUUUAGAAAAAAUUCUACUUAAAAAUAUUUCUUAUAGCCUGCUGUCUGUUUUCACCUUUAUCUGCUUUUGCAUAAUCACGGAAGUUCUGUGGACAAUCAAGGAUGAAAGCCCUGGGUUGUCCCUUGCAUCUUGACUGCUUCUUCUCUCAUGCUUCCCAAUUUUGGCUAAAACCGGCACCUCUGUCUUCUCUUACAUAAGCCCUAGAAUGAAAGUUCAAGUGUUGUUUCAGAGACCAUUUUAGAGCAGGAUUAUUUGACAGUCUCUUACAUAGAGAAAAAUCUUCCAUAUUUUUCCAUAAGUAAGGGUCCUGAGAAGCAAAGUUCUUGUCUCCUCAUUUAGAGCAGGCAUGAGCAAAGUUUUUCUGUAAAGAGCUGAGGUAAUACUUUACUGCUCAGCAGUGCCGUUGUUGUACAAAAGCAGCAAAACAGUAGGAAAUGCAUCGGCUGGCUGUGUUCCAGGAAGUUCAUUUACAAAAACAGGUGCUACUUCCAACUUCAAGCUUCAUAGAGUGGCAGCAUGGCUCCCUGCGAGUCAGGCAAGUGUUCAGGUAGGUUCUGCAGCAUCGUCCGCCGCUGGGAGGCCCCUGACGUUUCUGGAUGUUGGCGUCCUCAUUUGCAUGGACAGGGUGGUUGUGGGUCUCCCAGCUCUGAGCGUCUUUGUGAGGCCUGCCCACUUUCUCAUUAAUCUUGCCUUCAGCCUUUUGGUUGCUUAGAAACCUGGAGUCUUCUGCAGUUGAAGAAUGGACAUUUCUGUAUUAUUUGUCCCUUUUUCCUCUCAAAAAUUCAAACACUCUGGUUUUUGAAUGAUCAGACAAAAGUUGGAAGCUUUUCCUAUCUAUUAGCCUUCAGGAUGAGGAGACUUGUUUGGAUUAUAGAAAUUUGUCCUGAGCUUAAGUCUGCUGUGUGAACAUGUGCCAGAGCCGGAAUUAUUUCCACUUUUAAGAUGGGAUACGUGAGUCUCUUUAUCACAUUGCUUGAGAUAAUAAUUCAGUCACUUCCCAGGAUUUCUUUUUAUCAGGGAGGUGUUUUAGUACAGAUCCCUUGCUCUUUUUAUUUUCAUAAAUAAAUUUUCUUACCUGGGUAUGAUAGACAGUUUAAAGGACCUCACUAACUAUUUUGUGUUUACUUUUUAUAUAUGUAAAGCUUUGCAGUAGCUUUUAAAGUGUAAUUUAUUUUUAUAUCAAGUGCACUAUUCAUUGUGUUCCACAGCUUUAUAUGACUUGUAUUAGAAGCACUGCACUGAACUGAGUUGUUUGUAUACUGACAUGACAACCGUAGAUGUGACCACAAAUAAAGCUUUUGUGAAACA